CUCUGACGAAGAGAAGAACUAAGUAGGAUAACUCUCAACUGCAUUACUUUGACAAGCCAGCGCGACUGGAGAGGCUCGUGUAUAGACUUGAAUUCUUCUGUUAGUGAAUUCGACAUUAAUUGGAUCUACAUUCUUUUAAAAUAUUCAUGCCACCGUGAAAAUGUAUGUACACACUUCUAAUUAUAUCCCAAGACAGCUACGAAAUAUACCAAUGUUUUACUGAAAGGAAAUCAGAAUUUUAUGGAAAUAUUCUAUUAAGUGGAUAUCGCCUGAAGCACAGACAUUUUGGGUUUUUAUUUGAAAUCCUUUCUAUUUGAAUAUCAGAUUUCGGUAGAGAUAUAUUUUGCAGAUAUCUGAGGAAUUUUUUAAUAUUUCUACUUUGAUAUUUGUUGUUUUUGAUUCUCAGAAUAUAGAAAUUUUCAUUGAAAACAAAUACUUUAAGUUUUCUUUUUGUAUUUGUUUACUAAUCUCUAACUGUGAUGCUUUCGGAUUUUAUAAAUAUAUAAUUGUUUCUAAUCGACUAGUCCAUAUAAUCUAGCAUGAAUUUCUCUGAAUUAUAUCGCCAGUCAAAUCAACUGUGCGAAUUUUCACCGAACGGUGAAUUCUUGGCUAUUGGUAGCCAUUACAAAUUAAUUAUUCGCAAUGUUAUCACUUCACAAAUUGAGCAUCUUUUCACUUGCAUGGAUUUUAUUCAAUACAUAGAAUGGUCCCGAGAUUCGAGUUUGAUUCUCUGUGGUAUGUUUAAACGAGGUCUUGUGCAGGUAUGGUCCCUGAAAUAUCUAGACUGGUCGUGCAAAAUAGAUGAAGGAUCUGCUGGACUUCGAAAUGUUCACUGGGGUCCUGAUGGACUUCACAUCUUAACAACUGCUGACUUCAAUCUUCGUAUAACUGUUUGGUCGCUUACCAACAAGAGUAUAUCAUAUAUACGGUACCCCAAACAGUGCGAAAAGGGGUACGACUACAGUCAAGAUGGCCUGUUCAUGGCGCUGGCAGAACGCCGCGAUUGCAGUGAUUUUAUAAGUAUUUUUGCUUGCAAAUCUUGGGAAUUAAUUAAACACUUUUCUUGUGCUACCGAUGACCUCAGUGGUUUGAAAUGGUCACCUAGUGCCAGAAUUUUAGCUGUUUGGGACUCUUUACUCAUGUACAAAAUUUUAAUUUAUUCUGCUGAUGGUUAUCUUCUUCGAAAAUAUUCCCCCUAUGAACAUGCUUUGGGUAUAAAAUGUGUAUCUUGGUCGCCAACAGGACAGUUUCUUGCUAUCGGAAGCUUUGACGAAAAAGUUCGCUUGUUGAAUAAUAUUUCGUGGAAGACAUCGAUGGAGAAGGGUCACCCAUUGGUGGUAAAACCAGAUAAAGUAACGAUAUAUAAAGAAGAAGUUAGUAUGGGCCCUUUACCGACAUCUUUUGAGGAAAUAUCAAGUGCUAUGGUGGCACUAUGUUCUAAAGAAAGUAAGUAUCAUAUUGUGAAAGAAGCAUUAGAAAUUCCCAGCAUCAAACCUUCUUUGACCAAGGCUAACCCUGAACUUGGAGUUAGCCAGGUUGAAUUCAGCUGCAAUUCUCGUUAUUUCUACACCAAGAAUGACAAUAUGCCCUGUGUUUUAUGGAUAUGGGAUGUCAAAAACCUCUGUUUGUCUCACAUUCUCGUUCAUUUAUCGCCUAUUAAACAUGUUCGUUGGGAUCCAACCUCCGUACGAUUGGCUCUUUCUACAGGGAACAAGCAGUUAUAUAUGUGGACUCCAUCGGGUUGUUUGAGUGCAGAGAUCCCCAUAGAUGCCAUGUUUCAAGUGAACACCCUAAAAUGGCAUCCUGACGGUAGUGCUUUAGUUUUAAUUGGUAAAGAAAAGACGUGCAUUUCUUAUUUAACGGGAGAACAAACGGAUGAUCAAUGACAACCAGUAAAGCAUAUCAGCUAGCUUUUGUAAUUUUUUUUUUUUACAUUCGCUUCAUAUGCAAUAUAACCAAAA
Messenger RNA from Octopus sinensis (East Asian common octopus), 1961 nucleotides. RefSeq names its product WD repeat-containing protein WRAP73-like. Gene Ontology annotation, biological process: mitotic sister chromatid segregation; microtubule anchoring at mitotic spindle pole body; protein localization to mitotic spindle pole body. Gene Ontology annotation, molecular function: protein binding. Lineage: Eukaryota; Metazoa; Mollusca; Cephalopoda; Octopoda; Octopodidae. Gene Ontology annotation, cellular component: mitotic spindle; microtubule organizing center; MWP complex. The coding region runs from base 540 to 1886 and encodes 448 amino acids. The record is from RefSeq and is a predicted model, not a curated record. The transcript has a single exon.